Molecule: messenger RNA, 1443 nt
Organism: Arthroderma uncinatum
Lineage: Eukaryota; Fungi; Ascomycota; Eurotiomycetes; Onygenales; Arthrodermataceae
Exons: 2
Coding region: 1-1443 (480 amino acids)
Molecular function (GO): protein binding
Source: RefSeq, a predicted model, not a curated record
AUGGGAAAAAGGAAGAGAGAGACGGAGGAGGGACCGCGCAAGGCGAUGAAGGGCGAGGGAAAGAAAGAGAGAGCUACAAUACAGAUAGUGACGGGCUCCUACGAGCGAGUCCUCCACGGCAUCAACGCAACAAUAUACGAAGAUGAAGCAGAAGAGACGAGGUUUACGGAUACAUUUCUCUUCCAGGCGCAUACGUCGGCCGUCCGCUGUCUCGCGCUGUCGCCGAUGCCCAGCGCAGACAACGAGCAGCAGCAGAACGUCCUGCUGGCGACUGGCGGAACAGACGACCGCAUCAACCUGUACAGCCUCUCCGUCUCGCCGAUGGCUGCAGACGCGGAUCUGGUGCCCGUCCCCUCGCUGGCCGGCAACAAGAUCCUCGAGAACCCCAGGAACCGCGAGCUGGGCGCGCUGAUGCACCAUUCGGCCAGCAUCACGGCCAUGCACUUCCCAACCCGCUCGAAGCUGCUCUCGGCCGCAGAGGACAAUACCAUUGCCGUCACCAGGACGAGGGACUGGACGGUCGUCUCGUCGAUCAAGGCGCCGCAUCCCAAGACGCAGGGGAGGCCGAGUGGUGAUACGGCGCCGGUGGGUGGUGCGCCUGCGGGCGUCAACGACUUUGCCGUCCACCCCAGCAUGAAGCUGAUGCUUACGGUGGGCAAGGGGGAGAAGUGCAUGCGGCUCUGGAAUCUGGUUACGGGGCGCAAGGCCGGCGUGCUGAAUUUUGGGCGCGAGGUGCUUACGGCGGCAAAGGAAGGGAAAUGGGGGAGCGGCGAGGGAAGGAAGAUCAGGUGGGAUUCGGCCGGGGAGGAGUUUGCCGUAGCAUUCGAGCGUGGCAUCGUCGUCUUUGGAGUGGACUCGGUUGCGAGAUGCAGAGUGGUGACCUCGCCAUUCACAAAGAUACACCACAUUGCGUAUCUAGACCUCGACUCGUCGGAUGAGAAGCUACUCGUUGCCUCCACAGAAGACGGACGGCUGGUGUUUUACUCGACGGCGGUUGACUGCCUGGAGGAGCCCGCAGAGGGGAGCGAGACCAGCAUCCCAACAGCGCCGUUCCUCUUCCAGCUGGGCGGCAAGGACCACGGCCAGUCCAGCCGGAUAAAGGAGUUUGAGAUUCUCCCUCUGCAGGAAGAUUCGAAGACGAAGCAGUACCUGGUCGUCACCUCUGGCAGCGACGGGGCCCUGAGAAUAUGGACCAUCAGUCCAGACGAGUUCAAACCUUUUAAACCUGCAAAGGCUAAAGCUUCAAAGGCCGGCAAGAAGUCUGUUCCCGUCCAGCCUAUGCAGAUAGGCAAAGUCCUGGGGACAUACGAGACUGGGAAUAGGGUUACCUGCAUGAAGGCGUUUAUCAUGCGUGAAUCUACAGUCCCGGACGAUGAUGAUGAAGAUGAAGACGAGGAAGAGGAAGAGGAAGACGAGGAAGAGGAAGACAGUGAAGACGACUAG